AAUACUUGGCUGAUUUGGAGUCACUAAAUUUGGGAUCAUUUGGAGUUGGUUACUGAAUUUGACGAUAUUUAGAGGAUGCCAGACAUGAACGAAAAUAGAGUGAAGGCUCUUCUAGAACAGCGAGAUGCUGAACAAAAAAUUAUUAGUAGUAAAGACUAUACUGGUGCCAGGUUUAACUUACUCAAGGCACAACGGCUUUUUCCAGCAAUUGAUAACAUUAGCUCAAUGAUGACUGUCUGUGACAUGCUAUCUGCUUCCAAUAUGACGGUUCCUGGUUAUGGAAUUGAUUACUACUGGGUUCUUCAGCUUACACCUUAUUCUACAAUGGAUGCUGUUAAAUCUCAUUGCCAAUGGCUCCUCACAUUGCUGCAACCUAUCAAGAAAACAUUUCCUGGCACUGAAUUGGCUCUGAAACUUGUAGCAGAUGCAUUCUCCAUUCUAUCUGACCAUGAGAAACGUUCUGCAUAUGAUUUGACAAGAAAAGCUUUUUGGGGGGAUAAUCAAUCUUUUAAUAAAAGAGAAUUAUCCUGUCAAAAUAUUGCAAGUACGGAAGCAAUGAGCAAUGCUGAAAACUCUUCUGUGUGUCAGAGUGGUUUUUCAAGCCAAAGUUUGGGUGGCAGCUGUAGAAAAACUAUGAUAUUUUCAGAAGACAUUGGAACUUUGGGAUUCAAACUUCAAAAUUCUCUUGAUGUUGAGCAGCAACAUGAUAGAAUUAUUUGUCAACAAUCAUCCAGUAAGGUUUCUGAGGAUUUGAAUUCUAGAGGGAACAUUAGAGGGGACACAGAUUUGUCUAUAGACGAUAUAAAUUUGUCAACAUCACAGCCCAUCAGUUUGGAGGAGAAUUUUUCUUGUUUUUCAAAACCUUUGGCACAGAAAAGGCCUUGUCAGGACUACUAUACCUUUGAGAAUGACAGAAAACCUGAGCAUUUCAAGGUAGGUCAGAUCUGGGGUGCUCAAUAUAGAGCAAAUCUCCAUCAUAGUUUUCGGUAUGCUUGA
Quercus robur (English oak) is the source of this 996-nucleotide messenger RNA. RefSeq lists its product as uncharacterized. Lineage: Eukaryota; Viridiplantae; Streptophyta; Magnoliopsida; Fagales; Fagaceae. Bases 76 to 996 code for a protein of 306 amino acids. The transcript has a single exon. The record is from RefSeq and is a predicted model, not a curated record.